GUUUUCUUUUGUUUUGAGGUUAUCUGUCAGUUCUAUUUUGGUUUGGACAAGGAAGUUUUUUUAUUUUAAUUAAGAAGUCUAUUUCUACUAUUUCAUCACUUACCUAAAUAAAAAGUAAUAAAUAGUUCUCCUAAUAGAUUAUGAUAUUUUAACGCCCAGCGAUAAAAUUUGUUUAUAGAAACCCGUGUUUGUUUUUUAAUGGAAUCUGGAGAAAAUCAUGGCCAAUGAACUUUUGGUGGUGCAGGCGAUUUAUUCUUACAAAAGGAGCAACAAUGAUGAGCUAAACUUCAAGAAGGGAGAUUUUAUAACCGUAACACAGAAAGAUGAUGGUUGGUGGGAAGGCACCCUUAAUGGCGAGACGGGCUGGUUUCCUAGUAAUUACGUCAAGGAGUGCAAAGAUGCUCCCAGGCCCAUCGUUCUUCAACAGAAUCAAUACAAAUCUGUCGUCCUUAACGAUUUGGUAGAUUCGGAAAAAGCACACGUCACUGAGCUCGAGGGCCUCGUUACCAAUUUCCUACAGCCGCUGGAAAAAAGCACCAUUUUAACUCCUGAUGAAUACAAACAGUUGACGGGAAACAUCACAGAGGUCUUAGAAACGCACCAGCAGCUUCUGAAACUCGUAGAAUUGGAAUCGAGUAAACCAGGAAAUGAUCAGCGAGUUGGUAAAUUGUUCCUCAAUUGGGCACCAAGAAUUAAAAGUAUACACCAAGCCUACUGUUCGUUACAUCCCAGGGCAGUAUGCAUUUUGGACAAGUAUAGGGAUGAACUAACUAAAUACAUGGAGUCAAAGGGUGCAGCAAGCCCUGGAGUACUGGUACUAACUACCAUGUUAAGUAAACCGUUUAGAAGACUGGACAAAUAUUCUGGAAUGCUUCAAGAGUUGGAAAGGCACGUCGAAGAAUCCCAUCCAGACAGAGGCGAUACCCAGAGAUCAGUUAGCGUUUAUAAGGAUAUUGCAGCAACUUGUGCCGCCACCAGACGACAGAAAGAACUUGAGCUGCAGGUGCUAACAGGUCCAGUUAGAGGCUGGGAAGGUCCGAGCUUGACAACUUUGGGCGAUAUAAUAUAUAUGGGAUUAGUUUCGGUGAUGCCACAACACAACGAUCGGUACUUUGUGUUGUUUCCUUCUACUUUGUUAAUUUUGAGUGUUAGCCAUAGACUGAGCGCCUUCAUAUAUGAGGGUAAGUUAUUCCUUUCUGGUUUGUCCGUUACGAGACUUGAGGACAAUGACCAGCAUAAAAACGCCUUCGAAAUCAGCGCUCCCAUGAUCGACAGGAGGCUGGUAGUGUGCCAGAGUAAAGAAGAUGCGGAUCACUGGGUAGAAUUGUUGAGGAAGCAGAUGCCCAGGUCGUCCACCGCUUCCACCGUUAGUCAGAAAGUAUCUCCGUCCCAAGCACAGUUCGUUCCACAACCACCGCCACAUAUGACGCCACUAAUAUCAGGCGGAAACCCAAACCUAACGAGUAACCACCAACGCCAAGGCAGCGUCCGCUCCAUAACACCCACUCUUUCAGCUUCCAGUCAUAGUAUUGCCAGUGUAAACGCAGCAGGUCGUGGAUGGUCGGCCAUAUGCCUGCGCCCCACUCCGCCGUUGCGACCAUACCUUGCUUUGGGUACUUCCCCGAACGGACCGUACUCCAGGUACACCAGUCGUAGGCCCAUGAGUUACAAGGAGGACGGUUUUAUCUUGGAUGUCAUCGAAGCGUAUUGUUCCACCAUGAAACCCAGAAGCACUGUUAAUUCAGUGAACGUCAGCGAUGCCACGAAGUCCGAAUUGAAUAAAGCCAUACCUGAAGCCAUACAGCAGCUGCAGUCUAAAGUUAGCAUCCUAGAGUACAAUGUGACGGCGUUGACAUCGCAACUUGGUGACGAAAAAGAAGCCAGGACAGUGUUACAAAAUAUCGUUAAAAAUCACCUCGUUAACAAUUCCAGUGAUGUCGAUAAAAUCCAGUGGCCGGCUAUAGAGAGCAAUAUAUGAACGACCAGUAUUAUUUGUUGAAAUCUUUUUAUUUUAUAGAGACACUAUUUUUAAAGCAAAACGAGCGUUUUGAUAGUUCCUAUUUUAAUGUAUACGGACGAUAUUCAUUAUUUUGAUUUAUCUUAUCUCGUAUGUCUUCAUUUUUGACAGUGAGCUUUAAAUAUAGCAACUCUUUACCAUAUCGUAACCAAAACCCUACUUUCUUGCAUGAUUGGCAUCGAGCUAGCUUGGAAUUCAGUCUUAAAAUAAUAAUAAUAGUAAUAAUCCUUGGGAAAGGUUUGUACACAUGUGAUAACAAGCUUAUGGGUCGGAAGUUUCCAAGGUUUGUAAUAUAUUCUUUUUUAUAUGUGAGUACAAUAAUUGCAUUAUUCUACUGACACCGAGUUACCUCUUCCACAAUACAUUCAGUAAAUAUAACUUUUAAUACUUGUAGUAGUCUGUGUCCACCUACUGAUGACUUAAUGACAAGGAGUGUUGUGUGUGUCAUAUCUUCUUGUACAAUUCUUUGUAAAAAGUUUCAAAUAUUUCGAGGAUUUUUAACUAUUUGUUUGUCCUCUUAUUUUUUUACUUGACAAAUGCCUUUCUACCAUAAGACAUUUUUUAUCAUAAAGAUAUUCUUCUUCGCCUUCUGAAAUGGUUUCCUACCUAUCCUCUUCAAAGAAAGGUGUGAGCUGAUUCUAGGAUAUGUUGGUUUUCCCCUCUUCUUUUGACCUCGAUAAGAUCUGCAACGUCCCAUUUGAUAUUUUCCAGUUCUUCUUUAAUUUCGAGGAGUUUCUGAUUUGGAAGCUGUUUGCAAUUGUGUCUUCUAUAUUGGUAGUCUGGUUGGAAGAAUACGGAGAUUCCUAACAUAUUAUGUUGUGAUUAUGGCUUGACCGCUACUCUGGGAUACUCAGGGAUUUCCGAGUUGCCGGAAUUUUCUCUCCAUUAUUGUUGUCUUUAGAGGUUUUUUUCUAUACACCUAGUCCGCUGUAAUAGUUAUGACACCCAUACUCAGUCACGAAAGUCUUAUCAGUUUUCUAGCAGAGUGCACCUUAUAGGUUACCACUCGGGCAGAUGAAGUUGACAUUUGGAUUGCAGGUCUUCUGUUCGAUCCCUUACACCCCAAAUCCUUCCGUAGUAAGACUAAAAUCUUCGGAAGCUGCCUUACUAUGUUAAAGGUUCGCCUGUUUGGGGUAAUUGAGACUUAAUUGGAGUAGAGACAGAGUCUAAACUCAUACCGUGCCAAGGCCAUAAUCUCCCAACGUUCGCCAGUUCUAUGUGGCAUUGCUAAGAGAGAUGCACUUCGCUUCUCGCGGUUAUUAGUAAGUAAAAAGAGUAUAGAAUAAAGGUAUAGGUUAAUGAUUCACAUUUACAGAUAUAGGCCAGAAAGAUAUUAUUAAGCGAGCGAUUAGCUACAAUUCAUCUCUUUUGGAUAAUCUCCCACUUAUUAAGUAUGAAAACAACUAUCUGUAUUUAUGUAGCUAGCUUAAACUAUGGCGGAAGAAAUCGCGAUUAUUUGUUUACACUGUCUAGGUAGAUUUCCCAGACCAAGAAUAACUGUAUCAACAUUUGUUUCAUCCUUAGACUAUAUGUUAAAAACUCCGUAUGUUUGUUAUCAAAACCAGAUUUUAAAAAUUACUGCUAAUUGCACCGGAUAAUACCUGUGAUUCAGUGGAGAUCACUAAUCCUACUGACUGCGCCAUAUUAUGAUUAAUUGAUGAAUUAUAUAAAUACAUUAUUGAAACUACAGUUAUUCUUUAUAAGUAUUUAUUGACCACGCUAUCUCUACCUAAGCUAGCAUGAGCCAAGUUUGUCCUCUCUCUACUUCUGUUUUGUAAGUUUUUAUUUAUUUAUUUGGCCUUUAAUAUCUUGACCUCCGUUAUUUUUGUAUUUCUCUCAACAUAUAUGUAUGCAUUAUAUCAACAGUAUUUGAUACAUAUAUCCUUUAUUUGUACAAUUUAAUUACUAAUCGAUACUGUAAAAUAAUUUUUAAUACUUCCUUUUUAUAUAUUUCCCAUAUUUUAUACAGCAUACUCCUCUGUAUACGUUAAAAUGUGUCUACACGUUCUAUAAGGAAGGAAGAAUAUCCAAUUGCCAGAAUUUAUUUGCAGAUAUCAAUACUUUCUUUUGAACGAUUUAUGUUAGGCUUUAAACCUAGAUUGUGAGACUAGAUAAAUAUUUAUUUUUAUAAAACAUUUUAUCCAAAACACGGACAAUUUUUAACCUUGCAGAUAUUUUAAAUAAAAAUAUGUUAAUAACU
Diabrotica balteata is the source of this 4217-nucleotide messenger RNA. NCBI's taxonomy places the organism in Eukaryota, Metazoa, Arthropoda, Insecta, Coleoptera, Chrysomelidae. The record is from the annotation of a GenBank genome assembly.